Brienomyrus brachyistius is the source of this 4657-nucleotide messenger RNA. RefSeq names its product tousled-like kinase 1a (gene tlk1a). Gene Ontology annotation, cellular component: nucleus. Gene Ontology annotation, biological process: peptidyl-serine phosphorylation; intracellular signal transduction; chromosome segregation. The transcript is spliced from 21 exons. Gene Ontology annotation, molecular function: ATP binding; protein serine/threonine kinase activity. The record is from RefSeq and is a predicted model, not a curated record. Lineage: Eukaryota; Metazoa; Chordata; Actinopteri; Osteoglossiformes; Mormyridae. Bases 640 to 2922 code for a protein of 760 amino acids.
GCAUAACAAAACAUAAACAAAAACAAGUAUAUACUUAAAAUAUUUUCAUGCACCCAUUCAUCUAAAGCGUUUUAAAACCACUUGUAGUUAAUCUAUUCAUCAUGUUAAGAAUUGCGAAAUAGACUACGACAGAAUGAAUUUCCUCCCAACUAAUUUUACGUGACUUCGUAAAAAAAUUAUGCAGCUACGUAUGUUAUAUUAUACUACUUUUUACGCGUUUUACGAACUGUAAGUGAUGUAACGUAGGACGUGGAAGGUGUUCAUUUAAGGACUUAGCGGCAGCGUUCAGCAGUGGUGAGCGCCGUGCACCUUCGGGAGACUCCGGAACAGCUCCGCCGUGAUCAUCGUUAGGAUGUGCCCGAGGUGCGGGAGCCUCGCGAUAGUGUUUGUGCUCAGGCGAUGCGUGACGCCCGAUGCUAAGGUUACACUCCCAGGCUACUUCAAGACGCACUGCAGAGGUGCACGGAGGCUCCUGUCCAAACUGCGCUCUCGAGCGAUUUCCUAAAAACACCGUUUGCGCGCCGCUUAAUGCCGACGGAUCACAUGUUUCGCUGACCGCCCCAUUCUCGGGGCUUCGGUGUCACUAACUCUCCGGCGGCUUGCUUGCUUUUUUCCCCCCUAGUCUUGAAAAGUAGCUUGAUGAGUGUCCAAAGUAACAGUGGAAGUGGUGGAAGUUUGGAGGGGACGCCAUCUUGGUCCCAGCUCUCCACGUCCCCAACACUGGGCUUGCUUUCUCAGCAACAUAUCACGGUACCGGUGAAGGCAAAGGAAGGUGCGAUGGAUGAGCUCCACAGCCUGGACCCCAGGAGGCAGGAGCUGCUGGAGGCGCGAUUCAUGGGAGGGGUCGGGGGCAGCACCGGGGGCAGUACUGGCAGCGCCAGCGGGGGCACAAAAGGCUUAACGAACAAUGAAUGUUCGAACCACAGUUUCGGAAGUCUUGGUUCCUCAAGUGACAAGGAAUCAGAGACCCCAGAAAAAAAGCACUCCGAGUCCUCGAGGAGUAGAAAAAGGAAAGUAGAGAGUCAGUCCGAGAGCAGCCAAGGGAAAUCGGUUAUACGAGGACCCAAAAUUAGCGAUUACUUCGAUUUCCAGGGGGGCAAUGGCUCCAGUCCAGUCAGAGGUCUCCCUCCAGUCAUCCGUUCUCCCCAGAAUUCACAUUCCCAUUCCGCACCAGGCUCCAUGAUUAGGCAAAACAGUUCAUCUCCUACUAGUCUGACUUUCGGGGACCAUAUGAUGCAUCCAAAACAACUGUCAAUCAAAUGUGUCCAGACUGAUCUGACCGUACUGAAGCUGGCAGCCCUCGAAAGUAAUAAGAACUUGGACCUGGAGAAGAAGGAGGGGAGGAUAGACGAUUUGCUUCGGGCAAACUGUGAUCUCAGGAGACAAAUAGAUGAACAACAGAAGUUACUUGAAAAGUACAAGGAACGCUUAAAUAAAUGUAUAACCAUGAGCAAGAAGAUGCUAAUUGAGAAGAGCACCCAAGAGAAGCUGGCGUGCCGAGAGAAGAGCAUGCAGGACCGGCUGCGGCUCGGCCACUUCACCACGGUGCGGCACGGCGCCUCCUUCACGGAGCAGUGGACCGACGGCUUCGCCUUCCAGAACCUGGUCAAACAGCAGGAGUGGAUUAACCAGCAGAGGGAAGAGAUUGAGAGGCAGAGGAAGCUCUUAGCCAAGAGGAAGCCUCCAACGACCAACAGCUCCCAAACGCUGACCACAAACUCUGAGCCAAAGCAGCGGAAGAGCAAGGCCGUGAACGGGGCGGAGAACGAUCCCUUUCUCAAACCCAGCCUACCUCAGCUGUUAACUUUGGCUGAGUAUCAUGAACAAGAGGAGAUCUUCAAACUUCGUCUCGGGCAUCUAAAGAAGGAAGAGGCUGAGAUCCAGACGGAACUGGAGCGACUGGAGAGGGUCCGUAACCUGCACAUCCGGGAGCUGAAGAGAAUAAACAAUGAGGACAGUUCGCAGUUCAAAGAUCAUCCAACCCUGAAUGACCGGUACCUUCUGCUGCACCUGCUGGGAAGAGGAGGAUUCAGUGAAGUUUAUAAAGCCUUUGACUUAUUUGAACAACGUUAUGCUGCUGUGAAAAUCCAUCAGCUCAAUAAGAACUGGAGGGAUGAGAAGAAAGAGAAUUACCACAAGCAUGCCUGUCGGGAAUACAGAAUACACAAGCAGCUCGACCACCCGAGGAUAGUCAAACUGUACGAUUACUUCUCCUUGGACACGGAUACGUUUUGUACCGUGUUGGAGUUCUGCGAGGGUAAUGACCUGGACUUCUACUUGAAGCAGCACAAGCUGAUGACGGAGAAGGAAGCGCGGUCCAUCAUCAUGCAGAUCGUGAAUGCCCUGCGCUACCUGAAUGAGAUCAAGCCUCCCAUCAUCCACUAUGACCUCAAGCCAGGGAACAUCCUGCUUGUGGAUGGCACGGCCUGUGGGGAAAUCAAGAUCACAGACUUCGGUCUGUCCAAAAUCAUGGAUGAUGACAACUAUGGAGUGGAUGGGAUGGACCUGACAUCACAAGGAGCAGGAACCUACUGGUACUUGCCACCUGAAUGUUUUGUAGUAGGCAAAGAACCUCCAAAGAUCUCUAACAAGGUGGACGUUUGGUCGGUGGGUGUCAUCUUUUUCCAGUGUCUCUAUGGAAGAAAGCCAUUUGGCCACAACCAGUCCCAGCAAGACAUCUUGCAGGAGAACACGAUACUCAAAGCAACAGAAGUCCAGUUCCCAGUCAAGCCAGUUGCAAGUAAUGAGGCUAAGGCCUUUAUAAGACGGUGUUUGGCUUACCGGAAAGAGGACCGCUUUGACGUGCACCAGCUGGGCUCUGACUCCUACCUGCUUCCUCACAUGAGGAGGUCCAACUCCUCAGGGAACCUGCAGAUGGGCACAGCCUCUGGCCCCGCCCCCUCCAGCAUCAUCUCCUACUAAGCGGGCGGCACUGACUGAGCGAGUGAGCGCCCCGCUGAGCUGUGUGUGGCUUCCCCCUCCCCCCUCCCCCCGUGGGUUCCGAGCACCCUCUGGUCAGCUGCGGGGCAAGGACGAGUCCGAGCACUUUGAGUCACUGUGGAACCAGGCUGUCUACUUGUGCUGUACUGGUUUUAGAUGUGGGUGUUUACUGAGAGAAAAGAGAAAUGUUUAAAUUAAAAUUAAUAAUAAUAAAGAAGGCUUUUCAAAGUGAGGACUUCUGGGAGGUUGUGCGAAACAGAGAACCGAGACAGUAGGUGGGAAUGUAGCUCCUACAGUUCGAGUUGUUUCGCCAGUUGUAUGACUUGGCUUUCUGCCGAGAGACAUGACUUUCGGCUCUUUAGGGUCAAUUAAUUCUGUUUUCUGCCUGGGUGUGAGUGAUGUUAACAUCAGAAGCUCACGUUAACAGUUUUUCAGCUUUUGGGGAUGAUUCUUUUUCUCAGCUGUCCGUAAUUAGUCUUCUAAUUUUUAGAAAAGGUUUUCGGCGUAUGAGCCUAUGUUUGUGGCACCUGGAGGUGUUUCAGCCCAGGCGAGAAUAAUACUGUGGAAUGCACAAAGUAACCAAAUGCAGACAAAUGGCAAUGUAUAAAAUCCUAUGCAGGAAAAUUUUUAAAAAUCCCUUUUAGGAAAUAAAUGUAUAUUUACUGUACAGGAGUCAAAUUUUAGUUAUUCGUAAUUUUUAGAACUUCUGUUCUAAAUCCCAUUUCCUUUAGUUUUCCUGUGGUUGAUGAUGCUACUUUUUGGAGAAGCUGUAAGUUCCUGCUGUUCUUGUAAGAAGGAGUAGUGAAGAAGGCGCCUGGAGGCUCAUUCUCAUUAUGAAGCAGCCGUAUAUAUACAUACAUAUAUAUAUAUUUUUUUCUUUUAUUUACCCUAACCCCCCUUUUUGUGGUAGUUCCUGCUGCCUAAGUGGCCAUAAGUUAUCAGUGAAGUCCAGUGCUAAGGAAGGGUUUGGGGAGGGGAGGGGGGGGGGUGUCUUGCUCAUCUGCCAUUGUGAUAGUUUUCGCCUGCUGUGUCCAUAAUUUCAGGAAGACCACCCAGGCCAGUAUACCUCAAGAAGCUGUUAGGGUGUGCACACGCUGCUCAUUGUCCUGCUCAAGGCCACAUUUGUGAACACUUGACUGAAUGCUUAAUAUUACUGCUGGAAGACUCGCCCCAGUUCGCUCCCCGUGCAGGAACGCCAGCAUCCAGUUCACUUGGCCAUGCGGAAUACCUUUCCAGAAUAAGUGGUGCUGCUGAAACUGUAGAGAAUGUAGCCAGAGGAAUAAACAUUAAAGACAAUACAUAUCUCUAUAUAAUAUGAGAUUUGGUUUGUCUUAAUUGUUUAUAGCCUAAUUUUUCAGCGCAGCAAAUGGGGGCGGGGCGGUUGCCAUUGUUUCAGUUGGAUACAUUGUUGGAAUAUUUGCACUGAGUUCCACAAUUUCUUUUGGCUUGUUAAAGAAAAUGUAACUAAUGGAUUAAUUCUGAUUCCAGUUUUAUUUGACGGAUAAAGUCUGAAGUAGCUUUGUGUCUCUUGCGAUUUUUUUUUUUUGUUUUGUUUUAAUGGGAUUCAACAGGGGACACCUGCAAAAGCCCCCCUUUUGAAAAAUAACAGUAAACCUACUGUCUGGUCCAUUUGGAUAAAAGCUGUCUUAAUGGGGUAAGUGUGUUUCAUCAUGUGCACUGGGUCAUUCAUAUUUGAAUAAAACAUUGUCUGGAUAUA